AGGAUCUUCUUCCUGUCACCUGUGAUACAAUUCAGCCAUAUGUAGCAGAGCCCAGGCUGCGCUGUCAUGUCACCCCCUCUAUUCUUUGGGCUGCUCCCCCUUAGUGUGUCUGAUCUGUGGUCCUGGGCUGCCUGGCUCUGCCUCCUGUAUGUGCUGGUAAAAGCCUCUAAGCUCUAUGUGAGGAGGAGGAAGCUGGUUGAAGCUUUAAGCCCAUUCGAAGGUCCUGAGCGUCACUGGCUGUAUGGAAAUGCCCAUGAGUUCCUGGAUGACGGCAAUGACCUGAAGAUUAUGGUUCGGUAUGCUGAACAGUACCCGUACGCCUAUCCACUGUGGCUGGGAAAUUUCUUUGCGGCACUGUCUAUAUGCCACCCUGAUUAUGCAAAGGCCAUCUUGUCCAGACAAGAUCCAAAGGAAAAUUUUGCCUAUCAUUUUCUUACUCCAUGGAUUGGGAAGGGGUUACUGGUGCUGGCAGGACAGAAGUGGUUUCAGCACCGCCGGCUCCUAACCCCGGGAUUCCAUUAUGAUGUUCUGAAGCCGUACGUUAAACUGAUGUCUGACUGUGUUAAUGUCAUGCUGGACAAAUGGGAACAACUUAUCCCAGAUCAAAACCCAGUGGAGCUUUUCCAUCAUGUCAGCCUCAUGACCCUGGACUCCAUCAUGAAAUGCGCCUUUAGUUACCAGAGCAAUUGCCAACUGGACAGCCAAAGGUCCUGCGACGCUGUACAAGAUAAAGUCAUUAAGGAGAGGAAGCAAUCCCUGGAGGAAGAUACAGAGCUGGAGAAGAUCCAGAAAAAGAGGCACCUGGACUUCCUUGAUAUCUUGCUCUGUGCUAAGGAUGAAAAUGGUCGGGGUCUAUCAGAUGAAGACCUGCGAGCAGAGGUGGACACCUUCAUGUUCGAGGGGCACGAUACCACGGCCAGUGGCAUCUCCUGGAUCCUAUACUGCCUGGCUAAAUACCCCGAACACCAGGAGAAAUGCCGGGAGGAGAUCAAAGAAGUCCUGGGGAAGAGGACUACGGUGGAGUGGGAAGACCUGACAAAGCUGCCAUACACCACUAUGUGUAUUAAGGAGAGCAUGCGCCUCUACCCGCCUGUACCAGAAGUGGCCCGCCAACUUAAGGAACCAAUCACAUUCUUUGAUGGACGGAGCCUGCCAAAAGGUGCCAUUGUUCUCAUCUGUAUAUAUGCUAUAAACAGGUGCCCCAGUGUCUGGGAAGAUCCAGAGGUGUUUGAUCCCCUGAGGUUCUCUCCGGAAAAUUCAUCUACAAGACACUCCCAUGCCUUCUUACCCUUCUCUGCAGGAGGAAGGAAUUGCAUUGGCCAGAACUUUGCAAUGAAUGAAAUGAAAGUUGCUGUGGCUUUAACCUUACAAAAGUUUGAGCUACAUCCAGAUCCUGAGCGAGAACCACUAACACGAGCCCAGUUAGUCUUACGCUCCUUGAAUGGGAUUCACCUCCAUCUAAAGAAAAUAGACUGUGACAAGACAAAAAACAUCUGAUGUAAUACAUUUCUUGAUAUUAUUAUUUAUAAUUAUAUAUAAUUUAGAGGGUUUCAAGAAUACAACCACCUACUCAAAUAUUUUUGACUUAUAAGGCUAAUUCACCUGCAAUAUUCCUGCAGUGUAAUUUGUUUAAUCCCAGCUCAGUUUCAUCCAUACAUAUUGAGCCAUUUUAUUGUUUCAAUUGUGUCAGAUGAUCCCCACUAAAAUGACAUGCUCUACUGUGUAGACAGGAUGCCAGUCUCUCUUAUAUGGCUGUGAACUACAGGAUUACAUCCAGGGCUCAAGUCCUGCAGGAACUCAUGGGAACGGAGUUCCUGCACUUUUUCCACAGCAGGAACGCAGUUCCCAUUAGCAGGAGUCCUGCAGGACCAGCCCUUAAAGGGGUACUCCACCCCUAGACAUCUUAUAGAUGUCUGAUUGUGGGUGUCCCUCUGCUGGGGACCCCCGCGAUCUAGGCUGCGGUACCCCAGACAUCCGGUGCACGGAGCGAACUUCGCUCCGUGCCGGAUGACUGGUGAUGCAGGGCAGAGGCUCGUGACAGUAAUGCCCCCUCAAUGCAAGUCUAUGGGAGGGGGCGUUCACGCCCCCUCCCAUAGACUUGCAUUGAGGGGCCGUGACCUUGACAUCACGAGCCUCCGGCAACGCACCCAACGCUCUAAACAAAAGCUGGGAGCAGCAGGGAGAACGUGGGGGUCCCCAGCAGCAGGACCCCUGGGAUCAGACAUCUUACCCCCUAUUCUUUGGAUAGGGUAUAAAAUGGCUACUACCUCUUUAAGUGGAAAUCUUGGGUGAGUUCCCACACUUUUUUUUCCCCAGGACCCCUGAUUACAUCAUUACUUAUAGUAUUCAUCCUGGCAGCUCUGACACCUUCCCACCAAUCUCUGCCCUCAUUGUUCCUCUGUACAUCCCUCCAUGCACAAAGCGCUGCUGAAUAUAUCAUUUCUGCUGUAAGGGAGCCGGAGAGAAGUGAUAUAGUAGGUGAGUCCAUACAAUGAUUAGCUGCAGAGUUUUACAACUCUUCUGACUCACACUGCCUGCCUCUGCUAUCUUCAGGAUCUGUAGUAUAUUCCUAUGAGAUGUAGAUUGAAACUACUCGUCCUCACCUCUUCCUGCUUGUAAGAAAUGACAGGGAGAAACGUAUGACAAGGAAACAGGCUGAAGUUGCAUCACAUAAGAAUACACUGAGACACUCGCUACACUUAGAUAGGAAUAGUAAUGAUAUUGCUCCCAUCUAUUUCUACAAAUGGAAAUAUUCACUUUAGAAUUAUUGUUUUCUUCCUUUUGUUUGUUAAAAAAUUUAAAAUUUGUUGCAUGGGUAUGAUGUUAUAAUAUCUAUGUGACUUCAAUAAAAAUACUGAAGGGAAAUAUAGGCUGCAUAAGGAAAGCCAUAUCAGAGGGUUUGAAAAAAAUCAAGAUGGCAGCAACUCUUACAGUAUUCUAUAAUAAAAGCCUAUGCUGCACUAUAUAACCAAAACACAAUUAUCAGUCCUGUCACAGGACUAGCAUAAGACAAUUGAUGACAAAGAUAAAAUGCCCACUACUACAAUAAAAUGAAAAAUAUUAUAAAAGGAUAUAUAU
Messenger RNA from Hyla sarda, 3078 nucleotides. Its product is annotated as cytochrome P450 4A6-like. NCBI's taxonomy places the organism in Eukaryota, Metazoa, Chordata, Amphibia, Anura, Hylidae. The coding region runs from base 67 to 1497 and encodes 476 amino acids. The record is from RefSeq and is a predicted model, not a curated record. The transcript has 12 exons. Gene Ontology annotation, molecular function: heme binding; iron ion binding; monooxygenase activity.